Messenger RNA from Python bivittatus (Burmese python), 2470 nucleotides. The record is from RefSeq and is a predicted model, not a curated record. NCBI's taxonomy places the organism in Eukaryota, Metazoa, Chordata, Lepidosauria, Squamata, Pythonidae.
UGCACCUGCUCCGACCCGGAUGCCCGGGCUCCAGCUCCAUGGCUCCAGCUCUGGGCGCGUCCCCGUCCUUUUCUCGGCCUUCUCAGCCUCCCCGUGAAGCCCACCACCCGGGGUCUCCUUGUGGUCUCCCAUCCAAGGACCAGGCCAGACCCCGCUUAGCUUCCGGGUCUAGUCCGGGCGGGGUAUUGCAUGUGGAAGCCCCCGCCCCCGGUUAUUCUCCCCGUGACUAACUGUUGCUUCUUCAAGGAAGCUGCGUUGAAAGACUGAACCGGGGAAUGGCAUCUCCUCCUGAGGACGCCCCCCCCAAGCCGGCCCCAGCCAAGCCCCUCACGGACCUGGAUUUCCGCUCCGGGGUGCAGAUCGAGGAGCUCAACCAACUCAUCCAGGAAUACGACGCCAGGGCCCCCGGGGGCUGCGACGCCCCGGAGCUGUUUCAAGCCAAAGACCUGGUUUUUUCGCUGCUGGGUGAGGUCCAACGAUCCGAUGGGAAACUGCCCCCGGUCAACUGCUACCUCCUCCUCUCCGGCGGAACCCAGCAGGGCACAGUCCACGUGGACUUGCCCUCCCUGCGCCCUCUUUCUCCCGGCGGCGACUACGAUACCAGUUUCACGCUCCUGGUGCCGGUUCUGCAUGCGGCUGGGGUGCCCGUCACUCUGGACAUGAAGCACAGCGCCCCCGGCCACGCCCAGAUCAGCCUGGGCCCCUUUGACGCCACAACGCUGCAACGCUGGUCCGAGUGCAGCUCCGGGGACCAGACUUUCCUCUCCGCAGAGCUGGUCUCCGAGUGGUUUUUCCGCGCCUUUUCCUCAGCCGCCAAGGAUCUUCGGGUCGAGCUCCGGGGCCGCGUCACCUCCGUGGUCAUCUGCGUGGGACCCUCCCGCGUCCUCUACGACAUCAUCCCCGUGGUGGCCCUUAGGGGCUGGCCCGAGGUGGCCCAGCCGUGGCUGAGCCAGGCCCACUUCUGGGACGGCAAGCUGAGGGACGAAGACGUUGCCGGCAGCUUCUACCUCCUCCCUUCGGCGUCCGGCUCCGACUGGCAGCUGGCCUUCUCGGCUAGCGAGCUGCACCUGAGGAGGAUCCUUCCUCUCCCGCUGCUGCGGUCCCUGCGCGCCGCCAUAGCUGCCCUCCCCUGGGGAGGCCUCCGGGGCCUGGGGCCGUACCACCUCUUCGCCCUGAGCUUGUGGUCCUGCGAGCGACUGCCCAGCAGCUACCUGGCCCAGGAGGAGAACGCAGCCCACUCCUGGCUGGGGCUCCUGGACGACCUGUGCGCCAGCCUGCUCCACGGGCACCUCCCCAACUACUUCCUCCCCCAGUGGAACCUCCUGGAAGGCCUGUCCCCUCGGGCCGCACAGACCCUGGCUCGGGCGGUGGCCCAGGUGAGGGCCGACCCCUCCAAGUACCUCCGCCAAGCGGUGGAAGGGGCAAAAGAAGCCAAGCGGCUGGCCAAGGCCUAUCGCUGCCAGCUGCCAUCCCCUGCGGCCUCCUAGCCAUUGGGCCAGUUCCGCAGGGACAGACCACGGCCGACCCACCCUGAGUUCUUCAGGCAGAAGGCAAAACCAUCCGGGAGCCCCAGACCUUUCCGAGAAGCCAGCGGGAUGCUUCCCAGGUUGGUGGUGCCAGCCUUUGGGGGGGUGCAGGGGGCACGCCAACCGGGUGACCUCUGCAGAUAUGCUGGAAUGUGACCCCAGGCUGGCCGGCGGUGAUGGGAAUUGUAACCCCCUGGCCCGGGUGGGAGGAAAGGGAGGGGAGGAUCUGGGGUGCAGGAACGGCCCUGUGUUCUGCCAUCUUGAAAUUGUGCCUUAAAAUGACAUUAUGGCCUUGCAACCUUUGGCAGCAAAACCAGGUGACUGUACCUCUCUCCUUACUGUACUCUCAGUAUGUGCUUUCAAUCCAGUGAUUUCAGACACGGAUUCCUGCCGAAAGGGAUCCAGGACAGGCCCUCCAGAAGUUUGGGACUUCAACUCCCAUUAGCCUCGGCUAGCUUAGCCAAAGACGGGUAGCUGUGGUCCAGCGUGGCUGCAGGGUGCCAAAUUGCACAAUGUAGCUGAAUCCUCAGCCCUAACCGUGGGCUUCUUUGGGCCGGGGUGUGUGUGUGUGAAAUGUCAGUGAAGAGGGUCUGGGACAUUUGGGUUGAACGGGAAGAAAAGACCUUAGCGUACCUCUUUGUAGCCUGCUAUCCUCCAGAUGUGUUGGAUUACAACUCUCACAAUCCCUAGACAGCUCAGGAAUUAUCCAACACAUCUGGAGGGCCCUGGGCUAGGUAGGUCUGUCCUACAGAAUAUUAGAAUAUCACAUGUUGUGGUUAUAUGUGUAACCGUGCACUAAUCGUAGUUCGGAAAAGCAUUAUCUGGGCACUGUACUGUUACUUUCUUAAUCGUUAAAUGGCGGGGAGGGUUGUAGUCCACUUCUCCUGUAAACCAUUUUUGCACCAGCACCGUCUGUCUGUCUGUCUACCUGCCCACCCACCCAC